AGCACCCCAUUAUCUCUACUCCUGUCAUCACUAGACCCAGCACCCCAUUAUCUCUACUCCCGUCAUCACUAGAUCUAGCACCCCAUUAUCUCUACUCCCGUCAUCACUAGAUCUAGCACCCCAUUAUCUCUACUCCUGUCAUCACUAGAUCCAGCACUCAAUCAUCUCCAGGACCUGCCCUAUCAGCACUAAUCCAGCACUCCAUCAUCUCCAGGACCUGCCCUAUCAGUACUAGACUUAGCCUAACUUGCAUUGAUUCUCAGACCUGGGAUAAAAAGAAGAUGAACGUGUCCAGGGCUCCGUACUGAGUGUCUGCCUCCUCCGAGUGGCUGGAUCAGUCAGCUGUCUCCCACAGACGCCUUCGGCGUCAUGACGGGCAGAGUCAGCUCAUUUCUUACACCCUAGAUCUAUCCAGAGCCAACUCCACCCCCCUUGAAAGUGCUCCCCAAUUUAAGAACUCGGACUUGUUUGAGAUGAUUGAGAAGAUGCAGGGCUGCAGAAUGGAUGAACAGAGAUACUCGCUCCCUCCUCCCCUCAAGACAGAAGAGGACUAUAUCCCGUAUCCCAGCGUCCAUGAGGUCCUUGGCCGGGAGGGGCCCUUCCCCCUCAUCCUUCUGCCUCAGUUUGGGGGAUACUGGAUUGAGGGAACCAAUCACGACCUGUCGCAGGUCCUGGACCCCGGGAACAACCCGUCGCCCAGCGCCAAAGUCAAGCUGGAGAGCAACCACACCGCGCGGCUGUACCGCAAGCACUUUCUGGGGAAGGAACACUUCAACUAUUACUCGCUGGACGCUGCUCUGGGUCACCUGGUUUUCUCCCUGAAGUAUGAUGUCAUCGGGGAUCAGGAGCACCUCCGCCUGCUGCUGCGAACAAAGAACCAAACGUACCACGAUGUGAUCCCCAUCUCCUGCCUCACAGAGUUCCCCAAUGUUGUGCAGAUGGCCAAGCUGGUCUGUGAAGAUGUGAACGUGGAUCGAUUUCAUCCCGUCCUCUACCCAAAGGCCUCGCGUCUCAUCGUCACCUUUGAUGAACACGUCAUCAGCAAUAACUUUAAGUUUGGUGUCGUCUACCAGAGAACGGGGCAGACCACAGAGGAGGAGUUGUUCAGCACCACACAGGAGAGCGCGGCCUUCGUGGAGUUCCUGGAUCUGCUGGGUGAGCGGGUUCUCCUGCAGGACUUUAAGGGGUUUCGGGGAGGUUUGGACGUAACACACGGACAGACGGGGACAGAAUCCGUCUACUGCAACUUCCGAGGAAAAGAGAUCAUGUUCCACGUCUCCACCAAGCUGCCGUAUACCGAGGGCGAUGCCCAGCAGUUGCAGAGGAAACGUCACAUCGGUAAUGACAUAGUAGCCAUAGUGUUCCAGGAUGAGAAUACGCCGUUCGUUCCCGACAUGAUCGCAUCCAACUUCCUGCACGGUUACAUUGUGGUUCAAGUGGAGAAUGCCUGCACCAACAACACUGUAUAUAAGGUCUCGGUCACGGCCCGGGAUGACGUGCCUUUCUUCGGUCCACCACUUCCAGACCCUGCAGUUUUCCGUAAGGGGUCCGAAUUUCAGGAAUUCCUAUUGACUAAACUGAUUAACGCUGAAUAUGCCUGUUAUAAGGCGGAAAAAUUCGCCAAGCUGGAGGAGCGGACGCGCUCUGCGCUACUGGAAACGCUCUACGAGGAGCUGCACAUCAACAGCCAGUCCAUGAUGGGGCUCAGUGGGGACGACGACAAGAUGGAGAACGGCGGCGGUGGCGGGGGGUUCUUCGAGUCAUUUAAGAGAGUCAUCAGGAGCCGCAGUCAGUCCAUGGACGCCAUGGGGCUCAGUAAUAAGAAGCAGAAUACCGUGUCCACCAGCCACAGCGGCAGCUUCGGCCACAACAACCAGGACACGCCAAAGCCGCCAGGAAUAUCAUUGCUUGUGCCAGGGAGAACCCCCGGUCGGCAUGGACGCCGCGGAAGUGCCAUAGGCAUAGGAACCAUAGAAGAGUCGCUGAUCGUCCCCGGAAAAAGUCCAACCAGGAAGAAGUCGGGUCCGUUCAGCUCCCGCCGCAGCAGCGCCAUCGGCAUCGAGAACAUCCAGGAGGUGCAGGAGAAGAGAGAAAGUCCGACCGGCCCCCUGAAGACCCCGGACAGUGGCACCGCCUCCCAGGAGCCGAAAUCAGAGAACUCGUCCACUCACAGCUCUCCGGAACUGCCGACUACGAAGAACAGGAUGGAUUCGGCUUCUAGACCAGAGGCCCUAAGAGAUUUCUCUCGGUCAUCGUCCAGCGCCAGCAGCUUCGCCAGCGUGGUGGAGGAGGGCGAACUAUUGGAUGAGGAAGACACCGGGAUGGAAAGCGUCUCCUCCUCAGGAACUCCUAACAAGCGGGACUCCUUCAUAUACAGCACGUGGCUGGAGGACAGUACGAGCAGCGUCAGCACCGCCAGCGGAGGGAGCACAUCAGGUUUUCCACGCUCUCCGCACCCAGAUGUCCGGAAUAUAAGUGGGGACCCCGCCUUCCCGGAGAUUAAAAUCCAACUGGAAGAAACCGACCCAAAUGCACCCAAUCAGCACCGAAGGCAGAAACUGAGCUAUUUGCGCCAAUCUCCAGUCUUUGAUUCAGCCAAGUGCGACUGACCGAUGGCUUCUGAGGCGAACGUUGCGGCCACCCGGCCCCUUGCAGACGUCUUCUUCCACCGGACUAUACAGACUAUCGAAGAAUGGCUCCAGCAGAUCCUGCGGCCACUCCCUCCGACUCCAGCACUUAAUAAUUCGGGAGGCUGCCCCCCCCUAAUAGUGGUAUGAUCCAUCCAGGGGGAGGGAGGGAUCUGAUGCUGCAGCUCUAUUAGACGACAUGCGCCAGUCAUUACUUAUAUGGCGCUCGCGGCCUGGAUGUGGCGAAUGCCGCGCCGUCUCUCCGUGAUGUGAAGUUCGAUUAAACUCAGGAUGUCAAUCAAAUGCACAAGUUCUCGGACUGGAACUGAAAGGGUUAGUGUACAGCGAGCCCCUCCCCCUCUAUGCAUCGUCUACGGCAUGUCGAGUGUGGUCCUGCGUGUUUCCCCCGUGUGUCCUCAGUAACUCCACGUGUGAUCAUCUUAGAACGAGUCUGCUCCGGGCGGUAAUGUUACCCCUGACCGCGUUUAUGUGACGCUUAUGGGGGGCGGGUGAGGCCCAGCAGUACGACACAUCGCCAUAUGGUAACACUACUACUCCCAUCCUCCCAUCAGUGUAAUGACAGACGUCACCCUGGCGGCACUUCUCAUUGGUCUGUGUGUUGGCAUGGAGGGGGGGGGGACGGGCGCCCCCUCUGCAGUCAGCAUGCUUGGUGUCUGUUCUAUGGACUCGUAGGUGAAGCAUCCAGCUCCCCCUUGUGGCUUCUUGUUGUAAUGACAUCUCCGUUGUCCUCGCGUUUUCCGAAGGAGCGGAGAACGAUAAUCACUAUUUUUCCAUUCGCAGUAAAUAUCGUCUUGAUGUGUAAUUGUCUUUAUGUGUAAAGAAGAGAAUAGAGAAAUGAUUAUUUAUCUGCCAUGAGAUUUGUAAGAAAAAGAAUUUAUGGGAUGAAAAGAAAUAAAAUGAGAACAAAACCC
Messenger RNA from Hyla sarda, 3559 nucleotides. RefSeq names its product RAP1 GTPase activating protein (gene RAP1GAP). Lineage: Eukaryota; Metazoa; Chordata; Amphibia; Anura; Hylidae. Bases 474 to 2609 code for a protein of 711 amino acids. Gene Ontology annotation, molecular function: GTPase activator activity. Gene Ontology annotation, biological process: regulation of small GTPase mediated signal transduction; activation of GTPase activity. Gene Ontology annotation, cellular component: cytoplasm. The transcript is spliced from 25 exons. The record is from RefSeq and is a predicted model, not a curated record.